GUCACACAGCUCCCGACGCCCGUGAUGCCCUGCGGCGCGUUCCCCGCGGUGCUGCCCGUGAAAAUAGACGUGGCCAAGCGCAGCACCACGCCCGUGGCGGCCGGCCGUGCACGGAUCGUGUCGGCGUUCGACCCGGAGCCGCUCCUGGUGCCCGUGCUGCCGACCACCCAGCCGCCCACGCGACACAUCUCCAACCCGGGUGCGCCCGUGGCCGGCGUGCCGCGGGCAGUGCCGCUGCCGGCCCAAGAGCCCGAGCAGCCGCCGCUCCAGGGCCGUGUAUUGCACGCGCCGGCCUCCGGCCGCACGUACGUGUGCGAGGACGUGGUGGGCACGGGCGCGUUCAGCACGGUGGCGCGUGCCCGCGACGCGGCGGACCCGGCGCUGGAGGUGGCGGUCAAGAUCGUGCUGUUCCCGCGCGACGGGUCCACGUCCGUGUCCAGUUUCCGCGCGUUCAUUGUGCGCGAGCUCGGGCUCUUGGCCCACUUGCACCACCCCUGCAUCGUCACGCUCCUUGACUACAGCGUGACGCCGCUCAUCACGCCGCUGCAGAUCCGCGCGUCCUACGACAACGGCGGCAGCCCGCCCGUCGCAGAAGACCUCUCGCAGACGGCCGACGCGCAGCAGCUCUUCUUCCUCGGCUACUGCCGUGGCGGCAACUUGUUCUCGUGGCUCCUGGCGCACUACCACGGCCUGAGCCGCACGCUCCGCUUCUGGCAGCUCGUGGCCCGCGUGGUGGCGGAGGUCGUGGUGGCCGUGGUGCACAUGCACCGCCAGCGCAUCAUCCACCGCGACAUCAAGCUCGAGAACGUGUUGCUCAACGAGCGCUUCGUGUGCACGGGGCCCGCGCCCGACCCGCGCCGCCUGAGCCGGCCCGUGGCCACCAUCACGGACUUUGGGCUCUCCAAGCGGCUCGCCCUGCACGACCAGCUCCUCUCCACCAAGUGCGGCUCGCAGGACUACGUGAGCCCCGAGCUCCUCAUGGGGCUCCACUACUCCGGAAAGCUCUUGGACGCGUGGGCCCUCGGCGUGCUCGUGUACAGUAUCAUCGAGAACAGGCUCCCGUUCGACAUGCCCUCGCCGGACCUCUUGCAGCAGGCUGGCGUGUCUCCCUCCGCGCCGCGCCGCCGCCGCAGCAGGCACAGCCCGGCCCACCGCAUCGCCAUGAUCGAUUGGGAGUGGUACCGUGCGGUGGCCAUACGCCACGACAAUGACAUGGACCCGGAGGCCCGCAAAAUCGUCGGUGAUCUCCAGGCGCUCGUCGACACGUUCUUGGUGCGCAAGGAGAAGCGCCCGACGGUCGAGGAGGCGCUCGAGACCGAUGCGUUUGCCUGGAUCAAGGAGUGUGUGCCCAGCCACUUC
Messenger RNA from Metschnikowia bicuspidata var. bicuspidata NRRL YB-4993, 1359 nucleotides. Its product is annotated as serine/threonine protein kinase. The annotation marks the transcript as partial. NCBI's taxonomy places the organism in Eukaryota, Fungi, Ascomycota, Pichiomycetes, Serinales, Metschnikowiaceae. The record is from RefSeq and is a predicted model, not a curated record. Gene Ontology annotation, biological process: intracellular signal transduction; protein phosphorylation. Gene Ontology annotation, cellular component: cytoplasm. Gene Ontology annotation, molecular function: ATP binding; protein serine/threonine kinase activity. The transcript has a single exon.